CACAGCGUGGUGUCCCUCUAGGGUCGUGUUCCUUUUAUCUCAUUCGUUUGUGAGGCAGCUCUUGAACAUCUCGUACCAUGAAUUCCUGUGGACAUUGUGCCUGCUUUAUGUGCGCAGUCCUUAUUACAGGCAUAAUUGGACAGAGUCAACGUUUAGUAGACGGCACGUCAAGGUAUAAUGGCCGUGUAGAGAUUUUCUACAAUAAAACAUGGAACACUGUGUGCAAUGAUCGCAUGGACAAGAAAGAGGCGCAAGUCAUCUGUAAAAUGCUGGGAUUUAACAGCUCUCGUGCCCUGGUUGUGCGGACAGAGAUGUACAAAGAGGGUUCAGGUCCCAUUCUGCUGGAUGAGGUCCAGUGUCAGGGCUCAGAGACCAGCCUGACACAAUGUCAACACGAUGGAUUCUACAAACACGACUGCUAUCACUACGAGGACCUGGCGAUCAUUUGCAGCAGGCAACCAGAACGUUUGCAUUUGGCGACACUUGACAGGGGUCGUGUGCAAAUACUGUUAGAGGGUGAGUGGUACACCGUGUGCAUCCCUGACGUCCACAUCGCUAGAGUCCUGUGCAGACAACUCGGUCAACCAUCAGCAGCAGCAGUACCUUUAAAAACGAUUUCAUCAGGACCAUAUGUGGGCACAAAGCUAAUGUCCGGCCUUAAAUGCAAUGGUCAAGAAAACAGCAUCAUCGACUGUGACCAGACAACAUUCAACAAUGAAGAGUGGAGAAGCAAGAUUUGCACUUCGGAUUCAGAUUAUUCUGGUGUUCUUUGCGUUGACUCCCCUCCUCUUUUCAUCCUAGUGAACGAAGGCAGAUACCCUGUGAUGGAAAGAACAAAUGUUACUCUCACGUGUAUGAGCGAACUCUGGCCUAAUGUAGCUAAUUACACUUGGCCAGAGACUGCAGGUGCUGUUGCCAUAGAAAAUGAUCUGAUUAUCGAGAAUGUGAAGAGAACACAUAAUGGGGAGCAAGUACAAUGUUUGGCUGUCUCCAGUGAUGGUGUAAUUCUAUCUAGUGAUACCUUCACACUGCAGGUUUAUUAUUACCCCAUUAUUACGAUUCAGAUGUCGUCGACUAGGUCUGCAAUCGUCUUCGCACAUAUCUACCAAGUCAGGAAGGGUCAAAAUACUACAUUUUCAUGUGAUGCUGUGAGCAACCCUCUCCCUGCUUCUAUCACGUGGUCUGGAAGAGUGAACAGUACCACUGGUCAAUUGAGGAUCAUAGCAGCUGAGGCAGGUAGACAUAAUGGUGUUUACACCUGCACCGUAGUAACUAAAACAGUUGAUGAUGAUGAGCGUCUCCCACUGAAAGCAUCACGUCGACUGAUCAUCGAUGUUAAAGGUAUGCUUAAUAAUUUACCGAGCCUUUUAACACUGUUGGUUAUAUUGCUAACAUCCAUAUUUGUCUUUACUGUAACAGAUUUUAAGAGCGAUUAACAACAUAGAAGGUGCAAUGUUGUUGCUCGGAAACGAAAAACGACUACAAAUUGGUUUUUUAUUAUUGUCGUUUGUUUUGUGUUGUUGCUGCUGUUGUUGCUGCUGCUUUUAUUGUUAUUGUUAUUGUUAUUGUUAUUGUUAUUGUAGCAGCAACAGCUUGAAGAAACAUAACACGUGCAAACCAAAUCAAACGCCUCUUAUUAAUGUCUUCUUUGCCGUUCAUUGUUCAGAUACACAUUUCCCCGCGCUUGCGAUUUCGGUAUUCGGUAUUUUGUGUGCAACGUGUAUAAAGAAAGAACCUGUGUUUGGCAUGGCCAUACGAUGACAUGCCGCACGGUUUUGUUUCUUACUGCGAUUUUUUGUUCAAGUCAUCAACAGGUAACAUCAAUGGAGUCUUUAAGGGUGAAUACAAAAAGCAGUAGUUUUUUUUUUUUUCACGAUGCCUCUGAAUUUUGUGUGGAGAUUUAUUUGGUCAACUAUUUCCUAUGUUAUAUACGGAUUUUUAUGUCCAGUACCUUAUCAUCAAAAGUUCAGUUACUAAACCCUAAUUAAAAGAGCUCUGUAUAGUUAUUUUUUGGCACGUUUCAAUGAUAAUUUAUUUGAUUUCCUGCAGCAAAAUUUGAUCAACGGUGGAAAACUCAGCCUAUCGAACAUUGUAGGGAUUAUCGGAUCGAUAGCUCUUUCUUUAUUUGAUGAAUAUUACUGCAUUGCCAAUCGUAGACGGAGUAGCAAUUUGUCUGGUGAAUUCCGUUAACAAACGGGACUCUAUAGUUGCUAAGUAUUUCUUCGAUCCUUGACACGUCCAAGCUAACCUAUUAGAGAGACGAGUAGCAUUCAGUCACACGAGACUGAGCAUUAACAGGUCUGUAUUCUCCCAUCACAGUCCUAACUACAUAAUAUGUCUGCUUUACAAAUGGCCACAUCUCAUGCCCCAUAGCCAAAGGCAAAAGACCCAACUGCUUGUAAGUAUUGCCAAAAGGCUAAAACAAAAACCCGACAGAAAAACGGAUUCUUUGCCGGACAGUUAACCCUUAAUAAAAGCACCAGCUACCACUAGUAAUCAUUCCAGCUGUGUCAACUGGGCGAACUUUCUUCCGCUAUCCGGGUAACGAACCGGCUUGCCUCUCAAUCCAGACGCCAGCACUCUAACCACUCGGCCAUUCGCUUCCCCUCGAUGCAACGUCCACAUUCCACUACACACACGCACUCACACACACACACACACACACACACACACACACACACACACACACACACACACACACACACACACACACACACACAGAUACACACAAG
Messenger RNA from Pomacea canaliculata, 2732 nucleotides. Its product is annotated as deleted in malignant brain tumors 1 protein-like. The transcript has 7 exons. The record is from RefSeq and is a predicted model, not a curated record. Bases 78 to 1436 code for a protein of 452 amino acids. NCBI's taxonomy places the organism in Eukaryota, Metazoa, Mollusca, Gastropoda, Architaenioglossa, Ampullariidae. Gene Ontology annotation, cellular component: membrane.